AUGCAACAGCACAACGGCAUGAAGGAAUUCGUCCUCCUGGGCCUCUCAGAGAACCAAGGGGUGCAGAAAAUAUAUUUUGUGGUGUUCCUGCUUUUCUACACGCUCACAGUGGCAGGAAAUCUCCUCAUAGUUCUCACUGUGAUGAGCAGCCGGGACCUGAACUCCCCCAUGUACUUCCUCCUCUGCCACCUGUCCUUCGUAGAUGUUUGCUUCUCCUCCGUCACAGCUCCCCAAAUAAUUUCUGGCUCCCUGGCGGAAAACAACACCAUCUCCUUCGCAGGUUGCAUAGGGCAGCUCUUUGGGGUUCACUUUUUCGGCUGCACAGAGGUUUUCAUCCUGACAGCCAUGGCCUACGACCGCUACGUGGCCAUCUGCCGGCCCCUGCGCUACCCCGCGCUCAUGUCCCGCCGCCGGUGCGGCCGCAUGGUGGGGGUCUCCUGGGCGGGGGGCUUCCUGCACGCCGCCCUCCAGACCCUUCCCACCGCCCUGCUCCCUUUCUGCGGCCCCAACCAAGUCGCCCACUACUUCUGUGACGUCCACCCCCUGCUGCAACUGGCCUGCGCCGACACGCGCGCCGAGGGCCUGGCGGCGGUGGCCAACAGCGGGGUCAUCUCCCUGAGCUGCUUCCUCGUCCUGGUCACGUCCUACGUGGUCAUCCUGGUUUCCCUGAGGGGCCGGACGCUGGCGGGGUGGCGCAAGGCCCUGUCCACGUGCGGAUCCCACGUCACCGUGGUGAUCCUGUACCUUGGGCCCAGCACGUUUGUUUACAUCCGCCCGUCCGGUGACCUCUCCGAGGACAGGAGCGUGGCUCUGUUCUACACGGUCAUCACGCCCAUGCUCAACCCCUUCAUCUACACCCUCCGGAACAGGGAGGUGAAGGGAGCCAUGAGGAAACUGUGCAGGAGGAAAGUGGGAAGUGGAAAUGGGAAAGGGUAG
Molecule: messenger RNA, 936 nt
Organism: Hirundo rustica (Barn swallow)
Lineage: Eukaryota; Metazoa; Chordata; Aves; Passeriformes; Hirundinidae
Product: olfactory receptor 4S2-like
Exons: 2
Coding region: 1-936 (311 amino acids)
Biological process (GO): G protein-coupled receptor signaling pathway
Cellular component (GO): membrane
Molecular function (GO): G protein-coupled receptor activity; olfactory receptor activity
Source: RefSeq, a predicted model, not a curated record